Messenger RNA from Hypomesus transpacificus, 1519 nucleotides. Its product is annotated as sodium/hydrogen exchanger 9B2-like. Gene Ontology annotation, cellular component: membrane. The transcript is spliced from 11 exons. Lineage: Eukaryota; Metazoa; Chordata; Actinopteri; Osmeriformes; Osmeridae. The annotation marks the transcript as partial. Gene Ontology annotation, biological process: proton transmembrane transport. Gene Ontology annotation, molecular function: antiporter activity. The record is from RefSeq and is a predicted model, not a curated record.
GAGAGAGUGGCGAAGGAGAAGGAAGCAGUGGACUGAAGCUGAGAAGGGGAACUCCCACACAGGGCUCUACACUCUCCUAGAGAGUUCUAGAAGGACCUGGAAGUUCUCCCUGCUGCAGGUGAGGAUGACCAUGGCCGACUCUUCCUCCUCCUGUUCCUGUUGUGACAACCUAAGACAAAGAUGCCCUAGACCUCAGGGCUUGCUGGCUCAAGUCAUCACCAAAGCAUGUCUGCUAGCGUUGCUGUUCGGGGUGGUGUGGUCCAUCACCCAGAGAGAGUGUCUGCCUGGAGGGAAGCUGUUUGGCGUAGUGAUCUUGUUCCUCUGUGCUGUGUGUGGGGGCAACCUGGUGGGGAUGAUCAAGCUGCCCACUCUCCCCCCCUUCCCUCCUCUACUUGGGAUGUUGCUGGCUGGAUUAGUGCUGCGUAAUGUUCCCUAUGUAACUGAUGUGGUGUACAUCGACCAAACAUGGUCUGUUGCUCUGAGGAACAUCUCUCGGGCCAUCAUGUUGACCCGGGUUGGUCUGGGACAGGACCCUACGGCUCUGCGGAGGCUGAAAGCGGUGUGUUUGCGUGUGGCAGUAGGACCCUGUACAGUGGAGGCCUGCACAGUUGCAGUGGUGUCUCACUUCCUCAUGGGGCUCCCCUGGGUAUGGGGCUUCAUCCUGGGGUUUGUCCUGAGUGCUGUGUCUCAGGCGGUGGUGAUUCCCUUCAUGUUGCUCUCACAGAAGGAUGGUUAUGGGGUGCAGAAGGGCAUCCCCACCCUCCUGAUGACUGCUGGGAGGCUAGAUGCUGUCCUGGCCAUCACUGGCUUCACCACCUGCCUGGCUAUGGCCGUCUCCAAAGACACUACCUGGAUGAACAAGGGCCUGCUGGAUGUGGUUGGAGGCAUGGGGGUCGGACUCCUGCUGGGAAUAUUCAUCUGCUUCUUCCCAAGCAAGGAUCAGGAGGACUUGGUGUUGAGGCGCUGCGUGAUGCUGCUGGGUCUGUCGGUCUUCUCUGUGUUCGGCUGCAGAGUGGUGGGCUUCCCUGGAGCUGGGAGCGUGUGUACCAUGGUCAUGGCCUUCCUGGCUGCCCUGGGCUGGGGGGAGGACAAGGCCCCAGUAGCAGCGAUGGUGGGGAGAGCGUGGGAUAUCUUCCAGCCUCUGCUGUUUGGACUGAUCGGAGCAGAGAUCACUGUGUCCACUCUGGACCCCAACACUGUGGGCUUGGGGAUGGCCUGUCUCUUUACAGGCCUGCUGGUUCGUCUUCUGGCUACCUUCCUCCUGGUUCACUUUGGAGGGUUCACCCUGAAGGAGAAGAUCUUCAUCUCUGUGGCUUGUAUUCCUAAAGACACUGUCCAGGCGGCCUUGGGUUCCGCUGCCCUGGACAUGGCUCUUGUGGAGGGAGACGAGGUUCUGGUGAAGUUGGGUCUGGAUGUUCUGACGGUGGCGGUUCUGGCCAUCCUCACCGCAGCUCCUGUUGGAGCGCUGGGGAUCGGACUGGCUGGACCCAGACUGCUGCACAGACACACUGAGGGUGAG